ACCGUUUUUUUUGGUAUUUACACACUGGUCCCGGUCUUUUGCAGUGCUGACUGCGUCAAGCAUUUUUCUUUAAAUAUUAAUUAAGUAAUAUAUACGAGUUGAUUUGAACAGCAAACCAGUGAAGCGUGUUAAUCUUGGAAUUGCCGAGCUAGAAGUGAUCAUAUUUUCUGGUUUUGGCAAAUUCCUGCUUGAGCAAACGUUGUUGAACCGAGCUAGUUAAAAGCAAAGCGCGAGACACAUUUUAGCAAGACGUGAAAAGUUUGCCAUUUGAAGGGAGAUAACCAAUACAUAAGAUAUGUGGACCACUAGGAAGGAGGUGGACGAGCAAGUCCACAAAAUACUUGGCAAAUUGCCGCCCGGACAGUUGCGCGAUGUCAAGGGUAUGGCGGUGGCCCGUAUGUACUAUAAGAUACAGGAAUACCCGAAAGCUAUUGAAUACCUCAACAGCUAUCUGAAGGUGAAGGAAGAGGCCAAUGCCCACAAAUUGAUUGCCGCCUGCUACACGAUGCGCAAGAAUCCCGACCGGAAGCUGGCCCUGGAGCAUUACCAGCGCUGCAUCCAGCUGAAUCCCAAGCAAAUCGAAGUGAUCAACGCUGCCUGCCAAUUGCUGCUGGACGACAACAACAGCAGCAGCCUCUUCAGCGUCGAGUGCGCCAAGUUUUGGCUGGACAUGGCCGGUGGCAUACAAUUGAAUGAAAGCGAACUGAUGUUCCAGUUGCGCGUUAAGAUGAAACUUCACGAGAGCACCAAUGGAGGAGGAGGCGGGGGCGAUGGGGCGCUGCGCGACAACUCUGAGAUAAACGCGCUCGAGGACAUCAUGCUCAGGGAGCUGCAUGCGCGGCCACACGACGUACAGGUAAAGGUGCGUCUCAUGCGCUGCUAUUUGGAGAAAAAGAAACUGGAGGAGGCCUUCAACUAUGCCUUCAGGGUGGAGCUGGACGAGAAGACAUUCCCCAGUCAGUGCUUGGAUUGGUAUGAAAUCAUCUGGACCACAGUCACCAAGUUGGAGCAGGGCAAGGACCUCAAGAAGUGGGGCCAGCGCUUCUGGCAGCUAGCGCUCCACAUCCUCGACCGCCUCGUGCAACUCAGCCUGGAGUCGGGUAAGAGUAUGCCCGAAUGCAGCAACUAUUUGUUCCGGCUCGACCAGUACUUGCACAAGUUCAACAUGGAGAAGCCAUCGUCCUCCUCCGAUCCAUUGCAACCAAAGAUGCAGCAAUCCUGCGUGGAUCACUACUCGGGCCAGGUGCUGCUCCAUGCGGUGGCGAUCGUCUUCAAGCGGGAGCUCGUGAGCAACCACAACAAGUGGAUAAAGAGCUUGAAGAGCGUGCUGCCACUCCUGCUGCUGGGCUACCAGUCGAAGCCGCUGCAGGAUAACUUUUCCGAGCCCUGGAUGAAGCACUGCGAUGCCGAUCAGAAGAAGCUCCUGCAGCAGUGGCGCCUCCAGGGUGCCUUCCGUUGCGCCCAAUUGGGAAGGACUCUGUUCGGCUGCCUCCAACCCGCCAAGUCGCAUGACAUGGACCAGAAGGAGAACAUUCCCUCAGGCCAAAACAAUGGCUAUCAGCCAAUGAUUGGAUUGUUUGAGGACUCCGACAAGCUGCUGGCCUGCGCCCGCCUCCAGUGGCAGGACAAGAACUGGCGUCGCCAGCUCUUCCAGGUUCUCUUCUGCCAACCCGAUCACAAACUGAAGGAGAACACCUCGCAUCUCGUGCGCAACCCCAAGCUGGAGGAACCCCUUUGCGAAUGGCCUGCGGAGGCGGACAUCGAGUCCUACGAGCGGCAAGCCCUGCUCCUGAAGCCCCAGUCGCUGGCGCAACAUGUGUACCUGGCCCUGGGCGCCAGCGAGACUCUUGGAAGUGCUCCACGAGUACUAUUCUACGAGGGACUGCGCCACGAUGUGACACAAGACUUGAGCUUCUGCGGUCAGGAGUCGCUCUCGCAGUUGGAUAUUGAUUUAUUCCUCUAUGCGACGGUCAUCCAGACCCACAGCCGAUUGGCCGGCCAGCGGGAGAGCUACGACAGAUGCAAUCUGGGGAAUUUCAGUGCCUCGGCGCGGCCCCACAUGAUGCCGUAUGCCAAUGUGAUCAGCCAAUUGGCCACGCCCGAGCAGAGCAGCUGGUGGGAUCUGGUCCUGCGCUUGCACAAGAAUCAAGUGCCCGAAUGCAGCCGGGGCGAGCAACGAGCCCAGAUCCAGAUGGGGCUGGAGGCGGUACGCGGUGUCAAUGGCGCCAAAGCGGACAUCAUCAUACUCUUGAAGCUGGGGGCCAUUCUCUGCUCGCGCGAGGAUCGAGAUGUACUCGAGCGUCGCAUCGACACCCUGUACAAGCAGGCCUUCAACAUGCUGCGUCGCGACCAGCACCACGGGGCAGCCGUAAAUGAGCAUUAUGCGCGAUUCUUCAAGCUCGCUUCGGCUGCCAGCUCUGCCACUUAUGAGGAACGUCAGCGCCUGGCCGACGACGCCAUCUUGUACUUCAGCUCGAAGAUGUUCAAGACGCAUCAGUAUCAGCAGUUCAUCGACGAGGUGCGCGGCCUGAACCUCCCAAUGGCCGUCUACAUGCAGGCCGAGGCGUAUCGCAAGCUGGAGUCCUCCAGUCAAAUCAACAGAGAGGCCAAAGCGCGCUAUUGGGAGCGCCGCAGGGACUGCCUGCAGCAGGCACAGCAGUUGCUCCGUGGCCAUACGAAGCAUCCACUGUGCGGGAUGAUCAGCGGCGAGCUAAGGCGCUGCGAAGACGAUCGCUGCGAGACGAGCUACGAUAUCUAUGGCUCGCCGGAUAAUCACAACAAUUCGUCCAGCUACGAGGAUGCCGAGGACGCCGAGAAUGGGGAUUUCUAUGCGACUGCUUCGCUCAGCCUCAACCGUUCUCGACGACAUGGGGAACCGCCGGCUGCUGCACUCCCGAGGGGUACACCAGUUCGGGGUACGCCAGGCGGCACUCCGGCCACAGCGGGCACACCGCUGGCCUUCAAUGCGAAAUUCAAUCAGCUGGAGGAUAUGGUCAAGCAGACGAACAAGUCCCUGUGCCAGUUCAAGGACGAUAUGCAUCAGGAGAUGAAGAACCUCACCGAAAAGUUAACCGGUCUCGAGGAUAUGAUCAAGAAAAUUAAGAUCACACACAGGGAUACGCCCACCCGGGAUGUGGACGCGGCCACGGCUCUCGGUCUCGAUGAUCUCUUCAUCAUUGAGGAGCUCGAUGCACAGCAACAGCAGCAGCAGCAACAGCAGAACCAGGCGGCGGCUGCCGCAGCAGCAGCGGCACUGCAACAUCAACAGGUGUUGGCUUCGAACUAUGGAGUACCCAAUCCCAAUCCCGGGGGCUUUUUCAAUGGCGUACCAGCCGUACCCUCGCCACAGGAUCGAAUCCUGCAGGGCACCUAUGGUAGCCAAUUGUUCAACCAGAAUCAGCUAUACAAUUACUAUGCGGCCCAGGCGCAGCAGUAUAUGCGCACUCCACCGGCACCUGGAUCGUUGCCGCCACUAAAUAUGUUUGGCCCACAGAAUCCUAACUUUGCUGGAAUACCAGGUAUAUUCCCACCGGCACCUGCCGUGCCACCGCCAAGAUCCUACCUGGAGCCCUCUGGAAACUUUGGACAAACGCCUUCCAGUCUGAUUCAACAACAGGCCCCAGUCCAAGCAGCAGCAGUCGCAGCACUGCCACCAGCGGCAGCAGCAGCAGCUCCUCCACUUCUUCUGGCUGAACCUCCCAAGCCUCCAACGGCUGCAGUGCGUCAGCAACUUGUGUCUCCUGGAGGUAGAUGCAUCAGUCCAUUGUCACCAUUGUCUCCAGAGUAUCCGGUGGUUACAGCCCCACCAUCCGCUGUAGCCGCACCGGCCAUUCCAUCCCUGUUCAAUCGCGCUCUGAACAACCAGCCCGUGGAGAAGGAGCCACCGGCAAAUGUGGUCAUCACCAGCUCCGAUCCGCUGCCCAAACCUGCCACAGUCGCUGGCGUCCAGCCGACGCUCAGUGUGACGAUCCCGGCACAGCAUAUCAAGCCCAGUCUGGUGCAGAACACAGAACAGCAACCACAGCAACAUCCACAGCCAGCAACAUCGUUCGGUGCUCUGCCAGCGACUGUCCUAACAGCUGCUGAGACACCAUCAUCCAGCGGAGUCUUCAAUUUCAGGUUUGGCACCAGCCAGGCGGAGAGUCCGUUCUCCUUCAAGACGCUGGUGGCCAGGGCCGCGGCUGAAAAGCAAAAGGAGCAGGAAGCCGAAAAAGCCCAGACCCAACUCAACGAGAGUGCCAAGAGUACCACGAGUGAACCGAACAAGAGUGCGGGCGCCGCAGAUGCCUCCCUGGAACAGGACUACGAUCCGCGACCGGACUUCCAGCCGAUCAUAGAGUUACCCGAUGAGAUUGAAGUGCGCACCGGCGAGGAGGACGAGGAGGUCAAGUUCUGCUUCCGUGCAAAGCUCUUCCGCCUGGUGUCGCUAGAGUGGAAGGAGCGAGGCAUUGGCAACAUUAAGAUCCUCAAGAACCCGGCCACCGGCGUCUCGCGCAUCCUCAUGCGACGCGAGCAGACGUACAAGGUCUGUGCCAAUCACAAAAUCAAUCGCGAUAUUUCCUUGACCACACCCCAAGAGGACACGGAGCAUAAGUCAUUCAUUUGGGCGGCCAACGACUUUGCCGAUGAGGUAAUGGUACCCGAGAUGUUCCUCGUGCGAUUCAAGUCCCCUGACACGGCCAAAGAAUUCCACGAUGCCUACACAUUGGCCUGUCUGGAGGAUAGCAAAGCAGCUGUAACCAAGGAAGUCACUGUCCCAGUCCCCGCAGUGCCCAAGGCAGCCCCAGCUGCAGCUGCAGCUGCAGUCAAAGAUGUGACCAAGAGCUUUGUGACCAGCACACCAGCCACCAAUUCAUCGUUCGGCAAACCCUUCGAGCCGGCAAACAUGAAGCUCUCGGAAUCGCUAGCAGCUCUGGCUGCUCCAGCCCCCGCCAACCCUAUCUCGUCGACAGUAGUGGCCAAAUCUCUGUUUGGAGGACAGCUGCCUGCAGAUUUUGCUUCUACUGCUGUGGCAUCGACUCCGACGGCAACCGCAGCAACGACAGUGCCGCCUUUUGCCAGCUUUAGCUUUGGCCAGAAGGGAGCAGGGCCAACGGCUUCGCCGUUCGGCAAUCUGUCCUUUGGUAGCCUGUCGUUUGGCAGCGUUUCGGCCGUCAACAAUAAUGCAAACAGCAACAACAGCACGCUGUUUACCACGGCACUGAUCAAGGACACCACCCUACAGGGAGAGCAGCAGCAGCAGCAGCAGGAGACCGAAGCCGAUGCCGAAGCCGAGGAUGAGUACGAGCCGACGGCACAGUUUGCCCCAGUGAUCCCCUUGCCCGAACUGGUUAAGGAGAUCACGGGAGAGGAGGACGAGGACGUGCUGUUCGAGCAUCGGGCCAAGUUGUUGCGGUAUUGCAAGGAAACGAGUGAGUGGAAGGAGCGCGGCCUGGGAGUCAUGAAGAUACUGCGCAACAAGCAGGAUGCCAGCAAGGUGCGCCUCGUGAUGCGUCGCGAGAAGGUGCACAAGACGUGCUGCAACCAGCGGCUGCUGCCAGAGACCACAUUCAAGUAUCUGGUCAAAUCCACCACGGCCCUAACCUGGGCGGCCCAGGACUUUGCCGAUCAGGAGCUGUCCGAAGCAACGCUGUGCAUCCGAUUCAAGAAACCCGAGACAUGCAAGGAGUUCCUAGAUGCGGUGCUAAAGGCACAAAAGGAAAUUACAUCCUCCUCCACCAGUAAGAAGGAUCAGUUGGAAAAGAAGACUGUAGCAACAGCAACAUCAGCAGCAGCAGCUCCCAGCAAAGGCUUUGGCGAUGCCUUUAAGCCCAAGGCUGGCAGCUGGAGCUGCGAGGCCUGCUACACGAGCAAUGGCCACGAGCAGCUGUAUUGCCUGUCGUGCGAGGGUCCCAAAGAUGCGACAGUGCCGCCCAAGCAGUCAUCAGGCUUGGAUCAAUCGAAUGCUCUCAAUCUGACGACCAGCAGUGCGAGCAAGUUCUCAUUUGGCUUUUCCCCCGCAACAGCAGCGGCAGCACCACAAGCACCAGCAGCUAACCUUUCUUCGGGCUUCAGUUUUGGAGCCAAGGCAACGGAGAAACCAGCAGCAGCAGCUGCUGCUCCAGUGGCAGCCUCAUCAUCAGCUCCUGCCAAAUUGCCUGCCCCCCCAUUGACGUCAGGAUUUGGCGAUGCAUUCAAGCCCAAGGCUGGAAGCUGGUCCUGUGGAAGUUGCUAUCUGAACAACACGGGAGAUUCCCUCUACUGCAGUGCCUGUGAGGCGCCCAAGGAUGACACAGUGCCCAAGAAGGAGAGCAACGCCCUAGGGUCGUCGGGUAUCGUGUUGCCGGCAACCACAAAGUUUAAUUUCGGCUUUGGAGCAGCUCCAGCUCCAGCUCCAGCUGCUGCAACACCAGCUGUACCGGAUGGAGGAGUAGAGGCACCCAAGAGCGUCUUUGGAUCUGCCAGCUUCAGUUUUGUGCCCAAAACGUCGGCGCCGGCAGCAAGUCCUGCGGCUACCCUGGGAUCGGGCACCUUUAGCUUCACGAUGCCAAAGCCCGCCCAGCAGCAGCCCAAGAAUUCCGACGGGGGAGGUGAUGAUAACGCGGAGGACGAUUACGAGCUGGAGGAGGAGGAGAACCAGGCGUAUUUUGCGCCAGUAAUCCCAUUGCCGGAUAAGGUCGAUGUCAAGACUGGGGAAGAGGACGAGGAGGUGCUGUAUGUGCAGCGGGCGAAGCUGUAUCGCCUUACGGACGAGUGGCGGGAGCGUGGCGUGGGUAAUGUGAAGAUACUGCGCCACAAGCAGACGGCGAAGCUACGAGUGCUGAUGCGACGCGAGUCGGUCUUCAAGGUGUGCCUCAACCACGCCCUCAACUCGAGUGUGGCCUACAAGCCCAAGGACGAGCGGUCCUGGCUGUUUGUCGUGAACGACUACAGCGAGGGCGAAUCCGUCAACGAGCGGUUCACGUUACGCUUUAAGAACAAGGAGAUUGCCGGUAACUUCUUGAAGGUCGUAAAUAGCGCCUUGGAUGGCACCGCCAUGGCCAUCGUUGAGGAGCAAAACACAUCUGCGACUCCUUCAACUGGCGACAGCUCCUCCACAUUGAUUUCCCAGAAGUCCACAGCCCUGGCCGAUAAAAUGCAACUGGACAGUAAAUUCUUUACGGGAUCGGACUGCACAGGCUGUGUGGGAUGCGAUCCAGACAAGUUUGUCUGGUCAAACCAGACCUCAACCACAACCACAACCGUUGUCGAUGAUGUGGACCCACCUCUGCCGAUGCACUUGCCAGCCCUUAAGCUACCGCCUGCCGCAGAGCCCGCUGCUCAAUCUCAGCCAGCAACUCCUCAGUUGGGAGACUCCAUCUUUAGAGCCAGUUCACUGGCGAGCGCGAACAGCGGCAGUUUUGGCGGCUUUGGCCAGGCAGUGUCUGCCAAUUCCACGGCGGCUCCUGCUCAUGUUGCGGCCAGCAAGCCAGAGGAGAAGAAAUCAACGAAUGCAUUCGUUUUUGGCACCACAGCAACAGAAAAACCAGUCUUCGGCCAGACUUCAAGCCUGUUUGGUGGCGCCAAACCUCAGCAGCAGUCGAUCUUCAGCAACGCCCAGGGAAAUGUUUUGGGUUCCAUUUUUGGCAGCGGCGUAGCAGAGCCCAAGGAUCAGAGUGCCAAAUCCAUAUUUGGAGGAGUCGGCACCACUCCCGAGGCUCCGAAAUCCAUUUUCGGAGGAGCAGGCAAAGUGGAGCCUGUGGCGGCGGCGCCCAAGACUAUUUUCGGAGGAACAAAUACAUCGGUGUUUGGCAGUGGAUCGUCUGGCUAUGUAUUUGGUAGUGGUGUCGCCACGGAUGCUCCCGCUUUUGGCAAAAACGCCCAAAGCAUCUCGUUUGGUGAUCUGGGAAAGCAAGUCACACCCACAGCCCAAAAUGCUGACAAAGAAACGGGAGAGAACACAGCUGAUGCUGUGCCAAAUACCACUUUCGCGGAUCUGGCUGGUGCCGAUGAUUUUGCCAGCUUGUCCGCAAAGAGUCUGGGCACACCCAUUGGCUUCAACAAGUCGUCCGGUAGCGGGGGCUUCUACAAUCUCACGCACCAGAACGACUUUAAAAACUUCCAAUCGCCGGCCCCGCUAAAGGGCGAUGACCACAACACGUCGGGGGCGGAUGGCGAUGGGGACGCCACAAACGAUGAUAACUACGAUCCCUACUAUGAGCCAAUAGUUAGUCUGCCCGAUGAGAUCGUUGUGAAGACGGGCGAGGAGGAUGAGACUAAGCUGUUUGGCGAGCGUUCGCGGCUCUACCGCUUCGAUACGCGUACAAAAGAAUGGAAGGAGCGAGGAACGGGUGAGCUGAAGAUCUUGGUGCAUCCACAACUGCAGUCCUACCGUCUACUCAUGCGACAGGAGCAGGUGCCCAAGGUGUUGCUCAACAUGAAGAUCGGAGCCAGCUUGAAGAUGAGCCAUUUGAAUGAACAGAAGAAGAGCUUUUCGUGGUGCGGCCUCAACUAUGCCGCCGACGCGGAGGGCAAGACGACAACGGUGGGAGUUGUUGAGCAGUUGGCCUGCCGGUUCGGUAAGCAAGAAAUAGCGGAUCAGUUCUUGAAGAUGGUCAACCAAUGCAUACAGCGUGCCAGCGAGGCAGCUGAGCACGAUCAGGAUCAGGAAACCUCCGAGACUGAGGAUUAAACACUCACGUUACAUAACAGAGUUUAUAAGAUAGUUAUUUCGUAAUAUGUUAAAUAAAAUCAUCAUUUUCAUUCAUUAAUGUAA
This is a messenger RNA of Drosophila pseudoobscura, 8734 nucleotides long. RefSeq names its product Nucleoporin 358kD (gene Nup358). Gene Ontology annotation, cellular component: cytoplasm; nuclear pore. The record is from RefSeq and is a predicted model, not a curated record. The coding region runs from base 296 to 8650 and encodes 2784 amino acids. Gene Ontology annotation, molecular function: GTPase activator activity; protein binding. The transcript is spliced from 6 exons. Lineage: Eukaryota; Metazoa; Arthropoda; Insecta; Diptera; Drosophilidae. Gene Ontology annotation, biological process: intracellular transport.